Molecule: messenger RNA, 646 nt
Organism: Prorocentrum cordatum
Lineage: Eukaryota; Dinophyceae; Prorocentrales; Prorocentraceae
Source: the annotation of a GenBank genome assembly
AGCCAUUCGGGCUCGCGGUCGCGGGGGCGCGGCGAGGUGCCGCCAUGGCCCCCGGCGGGGCGACCGCCGGGCGCGCGGGCGCCCGCCGCGGCAUCCCGGGGGGCGGAUGCUGAAGGGGCUGCUGGCGCGGUGGCUGAAGCAGUACGUCAAGGGCCUCAGCUCGGACCAGGUCCACACUUCGCGCCUCGCCUCGGGCAAGCUGACCCUGGACGACGUGGAGCUGGACCUCGGCGCGGUGGCGGACCUCCUCGUGGGGGCGCUGCCCUACACGCUCGAGCUGCGCCGGGUCUACUGCAGGCGCGUGUCCCUGAAGGUGCCCUGGAAGUCGCUGCGGCGGAGCUCCGUAUGCGUGGACGUGGAGGGUGUGGAGGUGGAGGUCGCGGUUCACGACCAGGAUGAUGCCGAUUGGUUGGCGAGGCAGACGGAGCUGCAGCACCGCCAGUUGGUGCGGGGCAGCAUGCUCGCGGCGGAGGGGCUGCUGCGCGACGAGGAGGACGAAGAGCAGAAGCAGGACGGCGACCGGCGGCAUGCGCGCGACCAGCUGCGGGUUGGCCUCGACAAGGUCAUCGCCGACGGCCUGCGCGCCACCCUGCGCGGCCUGAGCGUCGUGCUCGCGGCGGCCGCGCCGCCGCGGGCGGCCGAGGUC